Messenger RNA from Ceratina calcarata, 1517 nucleotides. RefSeq names its product phospholipase B1, membrane-associated-like. The record is from RefSeq and is a predicted model, not a curated record. The transcript has 7 exons. Gene Ontology annotation, molecular function: glycerophospholipase activity. The coding region runs from base 98 to 1357 and encodes 419 amino acids. NCBI's taxonomy places the organism in Eukaryota, Metazoa, Arthropoda, Insecta, Hymenoptera, Apidae. Gene Ontology annotation, biological process: phospholipid metabolic process.
UCUCUCGAGGGUAACAGAGGAUCAUAUCAUCCUGGUCCCUGUUCUUCCACGAGUGAUACGGAAAAUCUCGGGUUGAAGUUCAUCCAGUGAAACGAACAUGAAGAAACUGUGUAUGUGGAUUUUUUUCAAUUUGUGCGUGUUCACCAUGUCUCAGAAAACAGCCCUAGAUUCGGCAUUUAAUCUACAGAUCUAUCGUCAAUUUCGUAACUGGAUUUUCCAAAAUUUUGGUGACGGAAUUGGCACAAGUGAGGGACGAAGAUCGUUUUCGGGAAUGAGUCUGGAAAAAGUUCAAAGGGAAAUCCCAGUGGACGUUCCUUUUCCUUGUAACGUUACAAAUGGGAGAUCAUCCACGGUGCCUACUUCGGUUCAUCGUUUGCGGCCAGGCGACAUAGACGUUAUCGCAGCGUUGGGCGAUUCGUUGACUGCCGGGGCAGGCAUUUUUGCUAGCAAUUUAUUUCAGAUCGGUAUCGAAAACAGGGGUGUAGCAGGCAGUAUCGGUGGACAAGGGACGUGGCGAACGUACUUGACUCUCCCCAACAUUCUCAAAGAAUUCAACCCUAAACUAGUGGGGUACGCGCUUGGAGAUUCUUUGACUACUCAUCCGAAAUCGCAGCUGGACGUUGCUGAGACUGGUGCCAUGUCCAGAGACAUGCCUUUCAUGGCUGAAUAUCUAGUGAAAAAAAUAAAAAAUGAUCCGAGAAUAGAUUUAAAAAAGCAUUGGAAGUUGAUUUCGUUGUUUAUCGGGAGCAACGAUUUUUGUUCAGAAUUGUGUUCGGUUCCUUCGCCGUGGUCCGUAUUGGAGGAUCACAAAACCGAUUUACUCGCUACUCUUAGAAUAUUAAGGGACAAUUUACCAAAGACCUUCGUUACUAUUCAUUUACCUCCGCACUUGAAGGCACUCGUUGAUACACGCGAAGGAAGAGACUCGUUGAAUUGCUAUAUAACGACGACCAUCGAGUGCUCGUGCUUGUUUGCCUUGCAAUUCAGAGAUCAAAGACCGGAAUAUUAUGAGAUAAUGAGGAGGUGGCAGGACUUAGAGGAAGAAGUCGCAGAAUACCCAGAGUUUCACAGAGAGGAUUUCACUGUGGUAGCUCUACCUGUUCUUAAAAAUUCGAUGAUACCACUUGCAGAGGAUGGAUACUCCGAUAUGUCGUAUCUUUCGUCCGACUGCUUUCAUAUAAGCCAAAAGAGUAACGCGCGAUACGCGAACGGUCUCUGGAAUAAUUUAUUAGAACCGGCUGGUAACAAGACUGAUCACUGGCUUCCGGUGUAUCAGAAAUUUUUAUGUCCAACUCCGAGGAGACCAUUCUUGAUGACACUCGAAAAUUCGCAUUGGGACGAUAACAAUGAUGUUUAAAAUGUACCGAAUACAAAGGAUGCUUGCCAGACGAUUAAGAUAUAUACUCUAGUGUAAUGAAAGUAAUGUGCCAUUUUAGUCAGCCUAUUUAUUUUUAAUUGACACUUGUUUUCUAUUUAUUUGUAUCUCAGGUUGAAUAAAAACUAUUUCUAAUAUAAAA